GAGGCCCUAAACUCUUGGAGCUGGAGUUGCUGUGCGAUCGAGCGAUUUACAAGACGGGGCGACCACGGCAACAAACUUGCCCGAUUUACCUUAGGAGACUAGCUAGCUAGCAACGAUUUACCAGUUUAUAUGUGGAUUUUACCUUGCUAUACGUGGAACAGGAGGCAGAGACGUCAACCCAGGAGUUACUUAAAUAUUUGAGUGCGUUUCUUGGGAAUCAAAUCAUAAACUUUGGAAGUUUGGAGACUGUUUUUGGCGCUCCGGGGACACGGGAGAGUUGAGGGGAGACGGAUUAUAGUGUGGGAUCGUGUUUUUUUGAGUCAGAGGAGAAGGUAUUUAAUCACAAUCCUUACACAAAUCACGGGAUUCUGGACUCUACUUCUUACAGACGGACGCCUUCCUUUCCUCGAUCUCUGCGACGCUGUAUGGAGGUACGCAUGGCCAGGUGUCAAGCGACCAUGACAUUGUGAAGCAUGUCCACUGGCCAGGCGCUGGGGAGGGAACCAGGAAUGUUGACGGCCAGACCUAGUGAUCAAAUGGUCUUCUAAAGAAGCCAUGGGUAGCUGCUGUAGCUGUCCUGACAAAGAGUCAAUCCCAGAUAACCACCAAAGCAAAUUUAAGGUGAUCAAUGUGGACGAUGACGGGAACGAACUGGGCUCGGGCGUGAUGGAGCUGACGGAGGAGGAGCUGAUCCUGCACACCCGCAAGCGUGACGCCGUCAAGUGGCCCUACCUCUGCCUGCGCCGCUACGGCUACGACUCCAACCUCUUCUCCUUCGAGAGCGGCCGCCGCUGCCAGACCGGGCAAGGUAUUUUCGCCUUCAAGUGCGCUCGGGCUGAGGAGAUCUUCAACAUGCUGCAGGACAUCAUGCACAACAACAGCAUCAGCGUGGUGGAGGAGCCUGUGCUGGAGCCCGCCCAGGGGGCGACGGAGGGCGAGCUGCCCCGCACACCCCGCACGCCCACCACUCCAGGUUACUCCGCUCCAGUUUUACCCAACGGCAUCCCGCGGUACCCUUCCUUUGGUGACGCCUCCUCGCGGCCCUCCAGCCGGCAUCCGUCUGUGGGGAGCACCCGCCUGCCCUCCGUGGGGGAAGAGUCCACGCAUCCACUUCUGGUUGCUGAUGAGCUGGUACACACUUACGUGAACACCACGGGGAUGCAGGAGGACCGGCGCAGUCGGGGCAGUGCACACGCCCCCUUAGAGCUGCGGCUGUCCAACCCUGAGGCUGCGGCCCCGCCGGACCUGCCGGAGCCACGGGUCCUGCUGGAGUCCGCGGGGGUCAAAUUCGUGCUGGGCCCCACACCUGUGCAGAGGCAGCUCAUGGCCAAGGAGAGGCAGAGGGAGGCGGCGGGGUUGCUGGAGCAAGGGGGCGGGGCCCGGGAGCCCGCGGCCACGCCCGCUCCGCCCCCCGGGAGCCUCAACGGGCAGCCGGGCGACGGCGACACGGGCUACGACAGCGACGAACGCAAGGAGGCCGCGCCGGGGGGCAAGCCGACCUACGAGCACGUCAACGGCACCGGCCCCGCCCCGGCGCCCGCCCCCCGCCGUGUACGCCCGCCCAUCCCCACCCCCGACGCCCAGAACGCCAACAACUCCGCCCAGAGGAGGACGGCCCUGCUCAACUACGAGAACCUCCCCGCCCUGCCCCCUGUCUGGGAGGCCCCGAAGCCAAGCUCCGGGGGCGAGGAGGAAGAGGAGGAGGAGGAUGACGAGGACACCUUCAGCCCAAAGACACCGUCCCUCAACGGCUACCACCACCCGCACCCGCUCCACCUCCACCUCCUUCACCACCACGCGCUGGACCCCGCGCACAACUACGUCAACACCGAGAACGUGACGGUGCCGCUCAGCGCCCACAAACUGGACUCGGGCCGGCGGCGGGACUGCACGGCCCCCACAACGGUCUUCAACUUCGACUUCCGGCGGCCCGGCCUUCCCGAGCCCCCGCGGCAGCUCAACUACAUUGAGGUGGAGAUGGAGAAGGAGAAGGGCUCGGACUCCAGCGGGCCCCAGACGCCCAAGACCCCCACCACCCCCCUCCCCCAGACCCCCACCCGCAGGACAGAGCUGUACGCGGUCAUCGACAUUGAGCGCACAGCCGCCAUGUCCAGCCUGCAGAAAGCACUGCCCCGCGACGACGGUACCUCCAGGAAAACACGACACAAUAGUACUGACCUGCCUAUGUGA
Megalops cyprinoides (Indo-Pacific tarpon) is the source of this 2190-nucleotide messenger RNA. RefSeq names its product fibroblast growth factor receptor substrate 2-like. The record is from RefSeq and is a predicted model, not a curated record. The transcript has 7 exons. Gene Ontology annotation, cellular component: cell-cell junction; cytoplasm. Gene Ontology annotation, biological process: cell surface receptor protein tyrosine kinase signaling pathway. The coding region runs from base 556 to 2190 and encodes 544 amino acids. Lineage: Eukaryota; Metazoa; Chordata; Actinopteri; Elopiformes; Megalopidae.